Ctenocephalides felis (cat flea) is the source of this 856-nucleotide messenger RNA. Its product is annotated as chymotrypsin-2-like. The record is from RefSeq and is a predicted model, not a curated record. Gene Ontology annotation, molecular function: serine-type endopeptidase activity. Bases 47 to 793 code for a protein of 248 amino acids. Gene Ontology annotation, biological process: proteolysis. Lineage: Eukaryota; Metazoa; Arthropoda; Insecta; Siphonaptera; Pulicidae. The transcript has 4 exons.
UGUUGAUAAUACAAAACCUAUUACCAUUCCGAAGCUGUUCCAAAUCAUGGCAAAUUUGGUGUUACUCACUUUACUAGCUUUGGGAUCAGUAGCAUCUUCCAAAUAUAUUGAUCCUAGAAUAGCUGGAGGCGAAGAUGCUCCUGAAGGCUCGGCUCCGUACCAAGUAUCAUUGAGAGAUCAGAACCUGGAGCAUUUCUGUGGUGGUUCCAUCUUGAACAAACGUUGGAUUGUAACAGCUGCACAUUGCCUAAACGCUGGCAUUUUAAAAUCCGUCUAUUUGGGAUCAAACUCAUUAGAUGGCGAUGGUACAUACUACGACGUCGAACGUUUUGUGAUGCAUGAUAAAUAUACACCAAGAAUCACUGUCAACUAUGCUGAUAUUGGUCUAAUAAAAGUGGCAAAAGACAUUGUAUUCGGUGACAAAGUCCAACCGAUCAAAAUUAGCAAGAGAAACAUCAAGGGUGGUGAAAUUUGCAAGGCAACUGGUUGGGGUCUAUUAGGUUCUGUGGACUCAGUACCAAACGAAUUACAACAAGUAGAAACCACUGCAAUAACAGACGAAAAGUGCUUUGAAUUGACUCAAUUCAUUGACCCAACUUCGCAAAUAUGUACAUUCAGGGAAUUUGGUAGAGGCAUUUGCUUUGGUGAUUCUGGUGGACCACUAGUUUACAAAAAUGAACUUGUUGGCAUUACAUCGAUGCACUUAUACUCCUGCAGAGGUGGCAGGCCAGAUAUUUUUGUGAAAGUGCGAGAUUUCCAAUCCUGGAUUAAUUCUGAAAUUGAAAAAAAUUAAAUAGAUUCCAAUCAUGAUUUGUUAUAAUGAAAAAUGGUUUAAUAAAGGCAGCAUAAUUUAAAA